Messenger RNA from Caenorhabditis angaria, 2180 nucleotides. The record is from the annotation of a GenBank genome assembly. Lineage: Eukaryota; Metazoa; Nematoda; Chromadorea; Rhabditida; Rhabditidae.
AUGUUAUACUGGUUCGACAUGGAAUUUCACGAUGAUUAUGAAAAAUAUAGUCAAACUUGGAGAUUUUGGAAAAUUCAUUAUAACUUGUAUGGGUCCUUUAAGAACUCGAAAAAUUGAAUUGCUCAGGUUAUACUGAAUAUGAGUAUCAUUAAACGCCAAAUUUCACGCUGAACAAAGCUAUCACAUUCAUUCCUCAUGAAAAAUCACGCGCUGUUCCAAAAUACACAAACAAAAAUCAAAAGCACAUGUAAAUUAACGUCAAUCAAAAAUAGACCUUCUUAUCAAUUUUUUGCUAUAUUUGGUCAAACGGAAAAAAGAAACGAAAUGUACGCAAAAUAUCAAAAAUCACGAAUUUUUGUCACCCCACGUAACACAUUGUGUGCUCAAAGUUCAAAAGAAAUUCGAGACAGAUUUCGUGUGACUAUAAUAUGAGCAAUGCGUGUUUUAGAAAAGGACCAUAAAUAUGAUAUUUUUGAUCAGCUCGAAAUUCUGGUUUAAAUGUGCCCCAUAUUUCGUAUAAUAUGAGCAAUGUGUAUUUUCGAAUUCUUAAAGGACCUCAACAGGCAAUAAUGAAAUUUUUACCCAGAAUUUCGAGCCGAUCACAAAUUUCUCAAAAAAUUUGGCGAUCAAACCGCCAAAAACGUACACAUUGACGUCAUAAGGAAAGGGUUAAAAAAGAUUAUAAUUUGUUUCGCGUGCUGAACAUUUCAUAAGUAUACUUGAGCCCUUUUUUCCAAAAAAAAUAGAAUAAGAGGUCCAAAAAUAGCCUGAAAAUUGAAAAAUUACACAAAAACAAAUGUAAUUUUGGGACGCGAAUUGAAUCAAUUAAAUUUUCAAAAAUUAAAAACCUUUUAUUCUCAAUUAAUUCGAAAAAAUAGAAUUGUCCGAGAGAAGUACACAGAAAAAUAUGAUAUGAAAUGGGGAAAUAAAAAUCAAUUGGUUCUUCUUAUCAGUCAGUGUAAAGUGACAAAUUGUUUUAUUUAUUUGGUUCGGCGCGAACAUUUUUGACUCCGCCCCCAAAAAUCCCAAUCGACACGUGAUAUCUUGAAAAAUAUCCGUUUUCUUCGUGUUCAGCUUGAAAUUCGGCGUCGAAUGAGUAUAAUAUGAGCAAUCCUGUUUUUUGACUCUUUAAAGGGCGCACACAGGUUAAAAAAUUCAUAUUGCUCAUAUUAUUCUCAUUCGACGAGGAAUUUCGAGCUGAACAAGGAACUCAACAGUAAAUAAUUUAAAAAUUAAUUUCAGGUGGCUCCGACAACACCCGAAAAUCCUCUCGCUCCCCUGGAAACCCGCGAUCAAAAGAUCGGAGAAAUCAAAUGCGAUCGAUGUUUUGUGCAGUGGAGUUUUGGGAAAUGAGGUAAUGUUUUUUUCUUUUCUUGACUGAGUAUCAAACGUACGCAGCGAAAUUUGCAGAUCUCGCUAGAUCAAUGGCAACAAAACUUCAACGAACCCGUGGAUCCGCUUUCGGAAGAGGAGCGAAAACGUUGGCUGAAACAGCAGUCGGGUGUGGUGAUGAGUAGCGAUGCAUUUUUGCCGUUUAGAGAUAAUGUGGAUUGCGCUAAACAGGUGAGGAUGGUUAUGACGUGGCAAAUUUGGUGUCGUUGGGUAGAGGCUCAAGAAGGGCUUUAAAAUGAGACCCAACAUGAUCAAAGUUUUCUAGAUAUGGGGUCUGAAAUUCUAGAAGUGUUUGGUGUCAUUAGAAUCAUCUUAACACGGUCUUUCAGAUGAUCCUAAACACCACGUGGCGAAAUUGAAAUUUUCAGAACCCCAUAGAAAUAUCGCGCAAAAGAUGAGCAAGGUUGCUCUGAUGAACAUUUUUGAAAAUUCGAUUUUUGCAGUGGAGCGCACUUGCUUUUUUUUAAAACAAAAUUGCUCAUGUUUGGUCUUAUUUCAGAGCAAAUCCCCUCCCAAAUCCAGAACAAUUAAUACUUUUUCAAAAUUCUAAUUCAGGGCGACCUAAAUUUCACUCAAAAUUCAAAAAUUGCUCAUGUUUGAUAUCAUUCUGGAGCAAAAAUCCCUUCGAAUCCCAAAAAACAAAACUUUUUUCAAAAUUUAAAUUCCAGUACGGCGUCUCAUACGUGGCACAUCCGGGCGGUUCAGUUCGCGAUGCCGAAAUUCAAGAGGCUUGUGAUGAGCACGCAAUUACACUUAUUCAUACCGGCGUUCGACUUUUCCAUCAUUAA